AUGAUGGGAAAGCAAACACAGGUCACUGCGUUAGAGAAGGCAACAAAGUGGAACAUUUAUCUCCUACUCGCUGCUGCAGUGUCCGGCCUUUCUGCAUCUGCAACAACAAAACUCACUGUUUCUGGAAAUGCUUUAGUAAAACUAUCUUUACCAAAAGCCACAGAAGCUGCGUCAGUCGCGCGUCAGCCCCUCUCCCCCUCCGUGGUCCCCGGUCCCCUCUCCGUGGUCCCCGGUCCCCUCACCGUGCUCCCCGGGUCCCUCCAGUCUGAUGAACACACACAAACCCCCGGGCCCCAGGACGUGACGGUGACCUGCGCCUGGCCUCACUUAGUCCUGCGCGUCAAACAGAGCUUCUACGGGCUGGGGGCCGGCGCCAACGACCUGAGACUGGGUACGAGCUGCACAAGCAACGGGGAGGGGGCUGAUGGAGACCUGCUGUUCACCUACCCGCUCUCACACUGCGACAGCCACUACGAGCUGUCCUCUUCUUAUCUGCUCUACAAGUUUGUUCUGCACUAUGACCCCUCUCCAAAGCGAUUUCCAAGUAAUGCCCAUCCUGUUCAUGUGGACAUUGAAUGUCGAUAUCCGAGGAACCACUACCUGCACAAACUGGCCAUACAGCCCACUUGGCAAACUCCCAUUCUGCACAAGAGGCUGAGGGCGACUCGAGGCGACUUCCAGAUCCAGCUGAUGGACGACACUUGGGAAAAUCAAGUCAAAUCCAAGGUUUUCCAGCUCGGGGAAAUGGUCAACUUCCAGGUCUCUGCUCUGCUUUUAACCGCUGGUCAAAAACUGUACAUCAAGAACUGUUUUGCAGCUCCAGUGAGCGACUCCAAACCAAAUGUAAAGUUUACCCUUAUUGACAAUUAUGGCUGCCUCAUAGACAGCAAGUUGGAGCCAGGCGCGUCAAAGUUCGUCUCUCAAACGGAUGAGAGCAUAAGAUUCUCCAUGAAGGCCUUUCAGUUUGUCACCGACCCGGAUGCUGAGAUUAGUAUGCACUGCCAGUUGUAUGUCUCAUCUGCUGGUCCGAGCCAGGCACACAAGGCCUGCACCUACACACAAACAGGGUGGGAAGCCCUCUCUGGGGACGAUGUCAUCUGUAAAUGCUGCGACUCGCGAUGUGUGACCUCAAAACGACAAAGGGCCAUGAUGGACGGUGUUCUGAGGAGCGAGUCCCUGUGGGUGUCCAAUCAUCCAGACUCCUCCAGCCGACCUGAACACACUGGUGUGGACAAGAGGCUCGAGGGGACAGGAAAGGAAACUGCAGAUUUAGCUCAUGUUGAGAUCAAGAAAGGGGAUAGGACAGAUUUAGAAGAGCCGAAGUGGCAUCAACAUGAUGCAUAUUAUGAGGAAAAGUUUGUGGUUGAAGACAUAAUUAUGUUGAAUGUGACCACAGAGGAUCCUGGAUAUCAACCAGUUGUGUCAAACAAAGAAGCUGAUAUCAGGGAGAAGGUGAACCAGGGAGACAGAGAGGAUGAAGACACUACUUGGAUUUUCAAUUGGACAUAA
Knipowitschia caucasica is the source of this 1509-nucleotide messenger RNA. The record is from the annotation of a GenBank genome assembly. NCBI's taxonomy places the organism in Eukaryota, Metazoa, Chordata, Actinopteri, Gobiiformes, Gobiidae.